This is a messenger RNA of Osmerus eperlanus (European smelt), 5186 nucleotides long. RefSeq names its product extracellular leucine-rich repeat and fibronectin type III domain containing 1a (gene elfn1a). The coding region runs from base 901 to 3273 and encodes 790 amino acids. Gene Ontology annotation, cellular component: plasma membrane. The transcript has 3 exons. The record is from RefSeq and is a predicted model, not a curated record. Gene Ontology annotation, molecular function: protein binding. NCBI's taxonomy places the organism in Eukaryota, Metazoa, Chordata, Actinopteri, Osmeriformes, Osmeridae.
CCACAGGAUCAACAUGCUUCUGUCGCGUACUCCUCCGCCCCGCUUUCUAACUGAAAUAAUAAACCCUCGAUUAUGGUUAAAACAAGGUGUUGUGCCCGGUAUGAUGUGAAAAAAACGGCCCUGUUGCAGUGGAAUGGAAACUCCUGACUUCGGGUCUGUUCGGAAUACAUAAAGGCAAGCGGCGAAAGAGCUUUCAAUCAGGGCUCAGCCUUGAAUUAAUCACUCACUGUUUAAUGGAUCUUGGAGGCUUGUGCUUGUCGCAGUGAGGAGCUGCAGCCCCUGUAUUCUGAGACCAAAAGAAUCCCUGGAUUUUUCAUCUGAAAUCUGCUACCUUUUUAAAAUUGUCUUGGGGUCCAUGGUGACAUAGGGUACCAGUUUUGGAAAGGCUAGAGGGCUUCUGCUCCGCUGUUAAGCAGGAGGGACGAGAGGAAGGAUCCAGGAAUACAUAUGCUGCUGUAGGAUUCCAGAGAUGCUUGAACUCAUCAGAGACUUGAAGUUAGACUGCAGAGGAUGUUCCUCUGAGCUCAUGAAUGACAUACUAAGAGAAAGACAGAGGAGGAAACAAUAAAAUGAGACCAAUCAACGAUGUUAGCCCCUGGGGAAAUAAGCACAAGCCAGUCUGAAGUGAUGAAGUACUGAUUUGGAGAACUGUCUCCAUAAGUUCACAGCAGGAAAAAUUCUUAGAAUGAAACCUUGUGUUGAUGCACAUGCCCAAUAUCUUUUUUGGAAAGGGCUGGUACAUUAGAACAGAGCCAUCCUUCGUUGGACAGGAGUCCAAUAUAUUGAUUGUUGCCUGCAUCGAGGAGAACAUUUAAACUUCUAUCUCAGUUGCAAAAACACUCAGUUCCACUUUAUUGAAACCACACUGGUAUUCACAUCUUACAGCUUUCAGCCCUGCUCAUGACAUUAAGAGACGCACCAAUGACCUGCAGAGGAGGCAUGGUGAUGAGUGCCUUUUUUUGGUCUGUGGCCAUUAUGUGUUUGACCCACACAGGCAGAGUAAAUGGAGACUGCUGGUUGAUCGAGGGUGAGAAGGGCUUUGUGUGGCUCGCUAUUUGCAGCCAAAACCAGCCACCUUACGAGGCCAUCCCUCAGCAUAUAAACAGCACCAUCGUGGACCUUCGUUUGAAUGAAAACAAGAUCAAAAGUAUUCAUUAUUCUGCGCUCAGCCGCUUUGCCAAUUUGACCUACCUUAACCUGACCAAGAACGAAAUAAACUAUAUCGAGGAUGGGGCCUUUGCUGCCCAGUACAACUUACAGGUUCUUCAGUUAGGCUUCAACAAGCUCCGUAACCUGACAGAGGGGAUCCUCAGGGGCUUGGGGAAGCUGCAGUACCUAUACCUCCAGGCCAACCUGAUUGAGACUGUGACACCCAAUGCCUUCUGGGAAUGCCCCAACAUUGAAAAUAUAGACCUUUCUAUGAACCGCAUUCAGCAGCUAGAUGGGUCCACUUUUACCACCUUAACUAAACUGACCACCUGUGAGCUCUACACGAACCCAUUCAACUGCUCCUGUGAAUUACUCGGAUUUGUGAAGUGGCUCUCAGUUUUCCCCAACAGGACCAAUGAAAGGAUGGUCUGUGACUCUCCGCCAGGCGUCUCGGGCUAUAGCCUGCUGAGCCAGAAUCCAAACAACCCAACCUACCGAAAUGCCCUUCACAUGCUCUCCACUGUGUGUACAGAAGACUAUGUGAUGACGUCGUUCCCUGUGCCCCCUGAACCCAUCACCCGCUUUCCAGACUCUACCUCCUGUGGAAUGGAGGGCUGCUAUUCAGGGACAGAGCCAGAUGAGGUCCGAACCAGUCCUACAUCAAUCGAGGUGGAGGUGCAGCCCGAAAUGAAAGUGAAGCAAGUAUCACACACCGGUGCAACCAUCACUGUUAAGAUUCCUCAUCCCUACAAGAAGAUGUACAUCCUAGUUCUAUACAAUAACAGCUUUUUUACUAAUAUCCAAAACCUGAAAAGUCACGAGGAGGACAUUGAACUAAAGAACCUAAAACCCCACACUGAAUACACAUACUGUGUCGCUUCCAUCCGUCAUGCUCUGCGAUUUAAUCAUACUUGUCUGAAAAUAACAACGGGGCCUUGGACUGGGAAGGAUAGAGGGACAAACAACGCAACAGCGACCCACUACAUCAUGACCAUCUUGGGGUGUCUCUUUAGCAUGGUCAUUGUUCUAGGAGUGGUCUAUUAUUGCUUGCGGAAAAAGCGUCAACAAGAUGAAAAGCACAAAAAAGGGGGAAGCCUCAAGAAAAAUAUAAUUGAACUGAAAUAUGGACAAGAGCUAGAAGGAGGGACAAUCUCUAGAAUGUCACAGAAGCAGAUGAUGGCUGGGGAGAGCAUGUCUCGCAUGCCAUACUUGCCGUCUGUUAGUGAGAUGGAGCAGUACAAAUUUCAAGAGAUCAGUGACACACCUAAAAUGGCCAAGGGUAACUACAUGGAUGUUCGAACCGGAGAACACCUUGAACGCAGGGAAUGCGAUAUGUCCAUGCCAGGGAACAGCCAAGGGUCCGUAGCAGAGAUUUCCACCAUUGCAAAAGAGGUCGAUAAAGUAAAUCAGAUCAUAAACAAUUGUAUAGAUGCUCUCAAGUCAGAAUCCACAUCUUUUCAGGGCGUGAAAUCUGGAUCCGUGUCAACUGCAGAGCCCCAACUCGUUCUGAUAUCAGAGCAGCCUCAGAGCAAGUCUAGCUUCCUAUCCCCAAUGUAUAAGGACAGCUAUCACCACUCUCUGCAGAGGCACCACACCUCCGACAUCUCGCCAAAGCGACCCAGCACUGCCACCGGAGGCCCCAUGCACAGCCCCAGGCCUUACCGCCAUGAGUCUAAGUACAUAGAGAAGACCACACCGACGGGUGAGACGAUCCUCACUGUUACGCCAGCUGCUGCCAUUCUGAGGGCUGAGGCAGAGAAGAUCCGCCAGUACAGUGAGCACCGGCACUCGUAUCCUGACGCCCAGAUCGAGGAGUUGGAGGGGCCUGAGAGCCGCAAGACCUCUAUUCUGGAGCCCCUCACUCGGCCCCGUCCCAGAGACUUAGCAUACUCUCAGCUUUCACCCCAAUACCACAACCUGAGCUACUCCUCCAGUCCUGAAUACUACUGCAAACCGUCUCACAGCAUCUGGGAGCGCUUCAAACUUCACCGUAAGCGGCACAAAGAUGAGGAAUACAUGGCAGCCGGGCACGCGUUGCGUAAAAAAGUGCAGUUUGCCAAGGACGAGGACCUGCAUGAUAUCCUAGAUUACUGGAAAGGUGUAUCGGCUCAGCAUAAAUCUUAAUUCCUUCAAGUGUUUUCUACAGGACCACAAGUUGUGUAAAUGACACAGAAACCUUAUGUAUGAAAAGACAAUUUAAUGGAUGGAUACUUUAAUUUUGCGAUUAACAACUUAUACUUAUGUAUCGCAGCAUAUUUUGAUUGUGGGGAAAGUGGGGAAAAGAAACUGGAAAAGUAUCUUAGAUUUGUGACAUUAUAAGAAAUUUGUGGGAAAUAAACUUUAUUCUACUGUUACAUGAAUACAAAUAUUGCAAAUUAAGAAUAUAUAUAUAUAUAUGUUGCAAUGGAUUAUAGGUAUUUGGGUAUCGCAUGGCCAAGUCCUGUGACAGUGGAUUUGCUGUUGUGUACUUUGAGAAAAAUACUGUAUCAAACAUCGAAAAACAUGUCUACUGAAACCUCAAUAUUUUUCUUGAAGAACUAAUGAACAAUCAUACAAAAGACAACCCUUUUCUUCCCUACAUAUAUUUAAUUCUACACAGGAACUAUGUACAGAUACAGUUUCUAUAUUUGCAAUGAUUGCUGUGAAAAAAGAUGGAAGUCUUGGAAGUGAUUGAAUCAGGUUUAGCCCAUGGAUAUAAGAGACAGCCAAUGUGUUUGCUCUUUAUUGAACGCUAAGUUUAGAUAAAUAAUGACUUUGGUCAUAGAGCUGGUAAAACCUUGCAAUCGUUUUCGUCCUAUAUCUAGAGUGCAAUUUUACUAUUUAUUUUGUUUUAAGAGGCCACAAAACCAACUGCACAAUAUUCAAGAGCUGGAAUUUUCUAAAUUUAGUAUACAUUGUGAGACAAUUCACUGUAGUAAUCUGCUGCUGAUGCUCUGCAUUAGGCAAAGACUUCAAGAGCCAUCAGUUGUAUUGUUAGAACCAAAGUAGAAAAAGAUGGAAUGUUUACAUAUACUUUCUGCAUGGUCUAAGAUCUCUGAACAUAGUAAAUCAGGUUCCAUAUGCAUUUUAUUUGAAUUGGAUUAUUAUCAAAGAGCUGAAAAAUUGUCAGUGUUGGUAUUGUUGAUAUUGUAAUUAAACUUAACCACAGACUGCAACUUUAUAUUUUUCCACCUGUUGUUUAGGCAGAGUGCUGAAAGAGCAGUUCAAGCCCUCAUAAGUAUUUAUCUUAUACCCCGAUGGAUGAAUGUAAAACAUACAUAGUGAAACCUGUAUAUGGCAGCUUUUUACUUUGAAUUUCAAGGAAAGUUUUGUUUUUGCUCUUUACAACAUUUCCUCCCUUAUGUUCCUUUGCCUCUACUUGCUUUAUCAAGGAGUAUUUCCCAUAUUGUAUGAUACUGUUUUGUCUACAAGUCUAAGCCAAUAAAGUAAAAAAACAGUAGUAGUUUGUUUUCAAGGUGGGUCUCGCUAAAUAAUUAAUUUACUUUAAUGUUUGGCUGUUUGACACUUUUGUAAAUUAUCAAAACCACCUCCAGAUGCCAGAGUCGAAUAUUUACUAAUGUUCAAUUCCAUUCUUGAUCUUAAAUAUUGGUACUGGGUUUGUAUAUUAUCAAUACAAUAUUUGAGUGAAUAUAAGAGGUAACUUGGUUGUCUGACUUAAUAUUUCAACCGCCUUAAACUUCUGGGAUAUGUGUACAACUGUAAUUUUUGUUUUUCUUUGUUUUCAGUGUUGAUAUUGUUGACCUCAUUUGUUGUCAUAUUUUAUAAAUGCAUUUCAAUAGAUUUCAAGAGCCGUCAGAUUUAUAGGUAAUUUAGCAACUAAGCUAUAUGUUUUUAUACUGCAUAUUGUAGCACUUCUGUGUCUCAUUAAAGUUAGAAAUGUUGGGAAACCUGUGAAAGACAGUGAAGAGCUGUUAAAGUACAUCAGAAUCAAACAAGAGCACAAUAGUGUUUUUUUAUUUCUUAAUACUAUGUUAUCUGCUUUCUGACAAAGUACUGUGAAAUAAAGUUAAGGGUGCACCCAUACCCUCAAUAUCUCC